Messenger RNA from Symbiodinium sp. CCMP2592, 1482 nucleotides. NCBI's taxonomy places the organism in Eukaryota, Dinophyceae, Suessiales, Symbiodiniaceae. The record is from the annotation of a GenBank genome assembly.
AUGCCCUCGGAUGUGGAGAAAGCUGUCAUUCGAAGACCUUUGCCCGCGCGGUACAAGCAGGAACACUUCAAGCGAGUGUUUGUCAUCGGCUUCUGGAUCCUCUCGGCAUUCAAGGGCGAGUAUCGCGGUCUGGACGAUGGGAGCAAGGAGUCAGCAGAAGAUCAGGCCGAGGCCCCGGUGGUCAUGCUCAAAGCGGAUCCACAGAUUGCGAAGGUGCAUGGCCAGGCCUUGGCGAAGGCAGAUGUACGGAGCAUGGCCGGGCUCCAGGCCAACUCUUCGGAUCCACGCGGGUGCCAUGCCCGGAUGCUUGGGCACCUCGGCUUGGACAUCGAUACCGUACCUGCAGAAGGUCUUUACAUCCUUUGCUUGUAUGCUCGGGCUGGCGAGAAUGUCUUUAUGGGCCGCUACGAAUACCGGAUUUUGGUGGACCAUGUGCUGUGGACGUGCCUCGAGCGUCCGAGGCUAAACCGUGAGAGGGAACUACCAGCUCCGAACUUGUUAUUGGCUGCCUACGCGCUGGCCAAGCUGAAGCAGAAGGAGACGUUACAGCGCCUCUUGCCGGCGCUCCGCGAAGCCGUUAGCGAGGCAACAUCCAGCUUAGCAGAUGAAGAGGUGCGCCUGCUGCCAAACGAGGUGUCCAAGCUGGCAUGGAUCGUGGCUGCAGCGCCAGUCUCGGACAACACCCUCCUCCUCCUUGCAGGCGAGCUUUCAUGGAAGACUCCGGGGAUGACGUUGCAACACUUGGCGCAGGUGGCAAUGGCCCUCGCUAUUUCCGGGAGCUCAGAAGCGUCUUCGGCUCUUGAGGCAGUGAUGUGUCGAGCGCUCCCCGAUGACUCGAAGGAAACCUACGAAGCGGCCGUGGCAUCGUCCGACCUCCGUACUGGAGAUUUGCAGGCACUGGCGUCAGGCUUCCUCCGUGGUGCCGUGGAUGUGGCAAAGCUGGCACCCCGCCUCCUGGCCGCGGCGGAGGCGAUUGGCUGGCAUCGCGUCAGCUGCAGCUGCAAGGUCAUCCUCUUCAGAGGCUUCGAUCGCCAUCGGGAGCUGCUGGAGCCAAAGGACGUGGCCACGGUGGAGGCAUACUUCUCUGAGGUCUUGGAGACCAUGGGCACGCAGCUAGACAAGGCUGCGGAACCUUCCGCCUCGUGGGCCCAGACCUGCCCAGAGCAGUUCCGCGCAUCCAUGGAGGACCUCAAGGUCACGGAGUUAGACGUGUCUUCUACCGCUGCAUUGCUAGCACGCUUGGACAUCGAUUGUGACUGGCCGAUCAAGGAGGACGAAGAGAAGCCGGAAUGGGAGGCCGAGGCCGAGUCUGUUCUGUGGCGGGUGAGGGAGAUUCCGGUCCUGGAGGCGCAUCCUGUGCCAGAUCGUGGCCAGACCUUCGGGCAUGUUGAGUGGAUGCGCCGGAACCGUUGCCUCCUCGAAGCACGGACGGCUGAUCCUCCGAAGCGGUCACGGCUACGAUCGCUCUCCGAAGGACCGUGA